This is a messenger RNA of Penicillium bovifimosum, 918 nucleotides long. Its product is annotated as peroxidase. NCBI's taxonomy places the organism in Eukaryota, Fungi, Ascomycota, Eurotiomycetes, Eurotiales, Aspergillaceae. Gene Ontology annotation, biological process: hydrogen peroxide catabolic process; response to reactive oxygen species; cellular response to oxidative stress. The transcript is spliced from 2 exons. Bases 1 to 918 code for a protein of 305 amino acids. Gene Ontology annotation, molecular function: heme binding; peroxidase activity. The record is from RefSeq and is a predicted model, not a curated record.
AUGAGCCCUCACCACGAUUAUGACGCCGUCCGCAAGGACAUCGCCGCUCUUCUGCACAUGCCCGACUAUGACGAUGGCAGCGCAGGACCCGUAUUCGUUCGACUAGCAUGGCACUCAUCCGGUACCUACGAUGCCGAGACUGAUACGGGCGGUUCCAACGGAGCCGGUAUGCGUUACGAAGCCGAGGGUGGUGACCCUGCCAACGCCGGUCUGCAGUACGGCCGCGCCUUCCUCGAGCCGAUCAAGAAGAAGUACCCCUGGAUCACGUAUUCCGAUCUGUGGACACUAGCCGGUGUAGUGGCAAUCAAGGAGAUGGGCGGACCCGAUAUCCCAUGGCAAGGCGGCCGUACCGAUCUGGUGGACGACUCCAAGGUACCACCCCGUGGCCGUCUGCCGGACGGAGCCCAGGGCGCCGACCACCUGCGGUUCAUCUUCUAUCGCAUGGGCUUCAACGACCAGGAGAUCGUAGCACUGACCGGCGGACACAACCUCGGUCGGUGCCACGGCGAUCGCAGUGGCUUCGAGGGUCCGUGGGUCACGAACCCCACGCGGUUCUCCAACUCUUUCUUCAAGCUGCUGCUGCAGCUUGACUGGCAGCCACGUAAGAUGCGCUCGGGCAACACACAGUUUGUGUACGUUGAUCCCGAUGCGGAGGAGGGCGAGGAGCCCUUGAUGAUGCUGCCAACUGAUAUGGCACUCGCUUCUGAUCCCGCCUUUGCUCCUUGGGUCCACCGGUAUGCCGAGGACAAGGAGUUGUUCUUCGAUCACUUCUCCAAAGUCUUUGCCAAGUUGAUUGAGCUUGGUAUUCAGCGUGAUGCCCAGGGCAAUGUCACCAACACGGAUGGCUCCCUCGGUGGAUACGUCUCUGCGCCUAAGAAGAGCGAUACCCCCACAGGCCCGCCCCGAGCGCGUCUGUAG